This is a messenger RNA of Spinacia oleracea (spinach), 1154 nucleotides long. RefSeq lists its product as uncharacterized. Bases 81 to 968 code for a protein of 295 amino acids. The record is from RefSeq and is a predicted model, not a curated record. Lineage: Eukaryota; Viridiplantae; Streptophyta; Magnoliopsida; Caryophyllales; Amaranthaceae. The transcript has 4 exons.
CAGUUACACAUCGUUUCAACCCCAACUUAAAACAAAAAACUUUACAGCUCCAAAAUUCCCAGAAAUUAAAAAACAAGAAGAUGAAGGUCAAAACAGAGGAAUCAGUUUCAGCAAGCAAGAAGAAGAUUAAUCAUCAAUCCCAAGUUGAUGAAAAAGAAAGUUCUGGUAACAAGAUGUUCAACAAAUCUUCAAAGCUAAGCAACAAAGCUUGGAGUAUGUCUUCUUUAAUGGAGGAUCUCCCUCUCUCUGCUUCUUCCUCUUUCAAUGGCGAUUCACCAACUCUUCCUUGCGAUUCUUGUCGUCCUUCUACUGUUUUCUACUCCCCAACAAGAUUUCAGGGAUUGAAAAACUCAAACAGUUUCUCAAAUCUGAAGAAGCAAUUUGAAUCAGAAAUAAAGAAUGGAUAUCUUGGAGGAUUUGGGAGCAAUGAAGUGGAUAACUCAACUGCAACAUUUGAUUAUGAGUCUUCAGUUUGUCUUCAUGAUGAUAAUAAGCCAGCAUUAUAUGCUGCUGUUUCUGAAGAGUGUUAUGGUUAUCAUCAGCAUAAGAAAGGAUCUGGAAAUGCAAAUUGUGAAGUAUUUGAAGGGGCAAUACCGGUAAUCGACAAGGAACAAGGCGAACGCCGGCUGAGCCAUCGCCCUAAGUCCUACCAGGACUUCUUGGAUGAAACUCGGAGUCACAAGCAAAAGGCUGAGAUCGAUGCAAUGAGGAAGGCUUCAUAUACUUAUCUCCUAAGAAAGCUAACAAAGAAAGAAGAAGCCAUUGAUGAGUGGGAAUCAAGCCGUAAGAAGAAAGCAGAGCUUCAUCUGGACAAGCUUGAGAGGAAGCUGGAGCAGAAACGGGCAGAGGCAGUGCAGAAGGUGCACAAGAAACUUGCAGAGGCAAAGCAAGAAGCUCAGGAGAGGAAAGCUAAGGCAAGACGCUCAGCUUUGAAGGAAAUGGCCAAACAUUGUUCACAGCUCACUUGACACCAACCAAACCAAAGUUUGAAGAAUUUGCUCAUCACAAAAACAAACAUCUAUUUGUGCAGAAUUAGCUCCAUAAAUACUACUCUCUCAUUUCCUCCUGGAAAUUUAGCUUUCUGUUUAUAUUUCAAAGUUGUAAGAAGCAAACUCUGUGAGUGUACAAAAAGGAGCAUUUUAUGCUUUCCUAAA